Fusarium redolens is the source of this 1338-nucleotide messenger RNA. RefSeq lists its product as uncharacterized. Bases 1 to 1338 code for a protein of 445 amino acids. NCBI's taxonomy places the organism in Eukaryota, Fungi, Ascomycota, Sordariomycetes, Hypocreales, Nectriaceae. Gene Ontology annotation, molecular function: FAD binding. The transcript has 6 exons. The record is from RefSeq and is a predicted model, not a curated record.
AUGUCUCCUUUCAAAGUCAUCAUCGUUGGUGCCGGACUCAGCGCAAGUCUUCUCGCAAACGGACUCAUUCGCCAUGAUGUCAACGUUGCAGUCUAUGAACGACUAGACAGAAACGUCAAACGCGAAGGAUACCAGAUCAGAAUGGAAGCGAAUGCCCUAGCAGGUUUCCGUGCGUGUCUGGACAAGGAACACGUCGACAAAAUUAUCUCCAAAUUUGGCAAAUCAGGUGGCAGGAUUUCUUCCGCCCCAGUCGUCUAUGGCAGUGAUUUCAAGCCUCUUUUAGACUUUACCAAAUUCCCAACGUACAGCAAGUCAGCUCCCAUCAAUCGGGUUACUCUUCGUGAUGCGCUUGCCGAUCCUGUUUAUGAUGCAGGCAGGAUGCAUUAUAACAAGGAGUUCGACAGAUAUGAAAUCAUUACCGACAACAAGGGUAGAGAAUUGGUUCGUGUCUGGUUCAAAGACGGUUCUUCAGACACUGCUGAUAUACUGAUCGGAGCUGAUGGGAGUCAUUCCAAGAUCAACAAGAAGCUUGGGUUGAAUAACAUCAAGGCAGUCAAAACUCAUACCAACUUUGUACUCAAAGCUGACCUGCCAACAUCCAAAUAUCUGGCAAGGAAGCCCGAGCUGCACCCAUAUCUCCCAGACCGCGAAUCGGCUGAGGAAGAUACAACCAAACCCUCAGUCAAAUUUGAUGAUACCAUGUCGUCCGUUAUGUUUGUUCUUUUCGUACCUACAAGUACUGUCCCCGAGGGCCUCACUACCAAGCCUGCCGAGGAGCAAUGGGAUUUCUGUAAGAGUAGCAUCAAGAAUUGGGCGCCCGAAUACCAUGAGAUUCUAAAUCUUAUCAAGGGCCCAAACUUCUAUGCUUUCACGCCCAGAGUAGGAACAGGGCCAUCUAUCGAUUGGAGAGCAACGGUUAAGAAUUCGAAUGAUGAGACCCUUGGACAUCCGCGUGUCUGGCUUAUGGGGGAUGCUAUCCACCCCAUGCUUACCUCACGAGGCAUGGGUGGUAACCAGGCUUUGAGAGAUAUAGCAACUCUACUCCCUUUAUUGAUCGAGAUUUCGCAGGUCUCGGAGUCUGGCAAAACACCAACUACGGAGACAGUCGCAAAACUGCUCCGAUCGUACGAGGCAGAGAUGAUUCCCAGAGCAUUCGGAUGGGUGAAGAAGAGCGGUGGCACGACUGUGGUGCCAUUUGAUAGUGAUAAGCUUUACGUGAGGCUUGGUUGCCUGUUGAUUGUGGCCCCGUUGAUAAUCAUCUUGAACUGGGUAUCAAAACUCCUCGGAUUUGUGCGCACCAAGCCUGUUGUUGACGACGCACCGGAGUUCAAGGAUUAG